Anoplopoma fimbria (sablefish) is the source of this 4947-nucleotide messenger RNA. RefSeq names its product phospholipase A2, group IVAb (cytosolic, calcium-dependent) (gene pla2g4ab). NCBI's taxonomy places the organism in Eukaryota, Metazoa, Chordata, Actinopteri, Perciformes, Anoplopomatidae. Gene Ontology annotation, molecular function: calcium ion binding; calcium-dependent phospholipid binding. The transcript has 20 exons. The coding region runs from base 545 to 2791 and encodes 748 amino acids. The record is from RefSeq and is a predicted model, not a curated record. Gene Ontology annotation, cellular component: nucleus; endoplasmic reticulum; Golgi apparatus. Gene Ontology annotation, biological process: glycerophospholipid catabolic process.
GAAGAGGUGGAGAAGUCACAAUCGGACACUCGAAGUUUUCCAUAACUCUUUCCUGUUCGUCAUGUUUCUUAAGCAGACAUUUCAGACAGAGCGUUAUUUUUAGUCUUCCGAGUGUAGUUAGAUUUGGCUGAUUGUCGCUGAAUCUGUAGUCUGGGAGCAUAAUUCUGUUGACUGCCGUGUGUGCUUUUCGUCUACCCUGAAGCACCUCCUUCUUCUCCAGCCUGUAGUGUUGGAACAAUAUUGUCGAUGACACAUUUUUCAGGAUUUGCUCUCCGUUUAAGGCGGCAAACUCAUACCAUCCAGCUUCAUCAGAUCUGACCUUAUUCUGCCUAGAAUCAGGCAAACCUGUUUAUGUGGCUUGUUUAUGAACAAGAUUUGGCAAGAGAUACCUUGUCAUGACUUUGCUCUGUAAUCUAUUUUGGAAAAUGCAAAGUGAUUCAUAGAAUUUUCCAAAUGAUCCAAUUCUUGACUGAAAUGUUCUCCUGAGUUAAAGUUCCCAUCUUGACAAAGCUUUUCCUGAGAAUUACUCACCAGACAACACACAAUGGCUUCCAAUAUAAUCGUGGAGCAGCAGUUUUCUCACAAAUUCACAGUGACGGUGGUUCGAGCUGAGAACGUCACCAAAGGGGCGCUGGGUGACCUGUUGGACACCCCAGAUCCAUAUGUGGAGCUGUUCAUACCAACGGCCCCAGAGAGCAGAAAGAGGACCAAGCACAUAGACAAUGACAUCAACCCAAAAUGGAACGAGACCUUUAAAUUUAUAUUAGACCCCAACCUGCAGAACGUCCUGAAGUUAACAUUAAUGGACGCCAACUAUGUUAUGGAUGAGACGCUUGGGACUGCGACCUUUGAGAUCACCAAGCUCACCGUAGGCCAAACAACGAUGGAGCCUUUCCUCAUCGGCAAAGUAACCAAAGUUUACUUAGAGAUGACACUGGAGAUCUGUACCAAUCUGGACCUGCGGUUCAGCCUGGCCCUGUGUGACAAAGAGAAGCAGUUCAGACAGACCCGCAGAGAGAGAGUGAUGCUGGGCAUCAAGAAGCUGCUAGACAUGGAGAAGCCUUGUUUCCUCCCCAGCGCUCCAGAGGAGGUGCCAGUGAUAGCCAUAGCGGGCUCAGGAGGCGGUUUCCGUGCAAUGGUUGGCUUCUCAGGUGUGAUGAAAGCCCUGUUUGAGUCUGGGGUCCUAGAUUGUGCAACAUAUGUCGCCGGACUCUCCGGAUCCACAUGGUACAUGUCCAGUCUCUACUCUCAUCCAGAGUUUCCAGACAAGGGCCCAAAGGAAAUCAAUGCAGAGCUGAAGAAGAGAGUUAGCAGUAAUCCACUGAAGCUGUUGAUGCCUCAACACAUCACCAACUAUAUCCAGGCCCUCUGGACCAAAAAGGCUUCAGGGCAGCCUGUUACCUUUACUGAUAUCUUCGGUAUGCUCAUAGGAGAGACCCUUGUACCUGCGAGGAUGGACAUCAAACUGAGCGAUAUCCAGGACAAAAUAAACCAUGCCCAGAGUCCUCUUCCUCUCUUCACAUGUCUGCAUGUCAAGCCAGAUGUUUCAGAGCUCAUGUUUGCAGACUGGGUGGAGUUCAGCCCGUAUGAAAUUGGGAUGGCAAAGUAUGGCACCUUCAUGACCCCCGACUUGUUUGGAAGCAAGUUCUUCUUGGGAACCGUUGUCAAGAAAUACGAGGAGAACCCUAUUCAUUUUCUGAUGGGUGUGUGGGGCAGUGCCUUCUCCAUUCUGUUCAACAGAGUCCUGGGAGUCAAAGACACAGUUGGUGGCAGCACCAUGGAGGAGGAGUUAGAAAACAUCAAACCACAGCACAUUGUUGGAGAAGACAGCCUGGACAAUGAAGACGAGCCACGUAAAGGUGGAACAGAGAACCAGAACGCAGAAGAGGAGUACAGUCGUAGUGCUCAGGCUAGCUGGGUUCAACGAAUGUUCACGUCGCUCUUCAGUGACUCAUCCUUAUUCAACACAAGAGAGGGCCGGGCUGGGAAGGUGCAUAAUUUCAUGCUGGGCCUGAACCUGAACACCAGCUUCCCGUUCUCUCCGGGCGCUGAGAUCAUGGGCCACGCCACCACACCUGAAGACGAGGUGGACGCCGUGACAGACCCAGAUGAGUUCAAUCGUAUCUACGAGCCUCUGGAUGUGAAGAGCAAGAAGAUUCAUGUUGUGGACAGCGGCCUGACCUACAACCUUCCCUACCCUCUCAUUCUGCGGCCGCAGCGCGGUGUCAACCUCAUCAUCUCCUUUGACUUUUCUGCACGACCCAGCGACUCCAGCCCCCCAUUCAAGGAGCUCCUUUUGGCAGAAAAGUGGGCUCGAAUGAACAAGCUUCAAUUCCCCAAGAUAGACCCCAAAGUCUUUGACCGUGAGGGCCUGAAGGAAUGCUACGUCUUCAAACCAGAAAAAGGCCAAAAGAACUGCCCGACUAUCAUCCACUUUGUCCUGGUCAACAUCAACUUCAGGACAUUCAAGGCACCUGGUGUUCCCAGAGUGACCGAGGUGGAGAAGGAAUUUGCUGAUUUUGACAUCUUUGACGAUCCCGAGUCACCAUUCUCCACUUUUAACUUCCAGUACUCUAACGAGGCCUUCACCCGACUCCAUGACCUCAUGGAGUUCAACACUCUCAACAACCUGGAGGUGAUAAAAGAAGCCAUCAAGGAUUGCAUCGUGUCCCGUAAGGAGAAUCCCUCAUGCAUGUCCCACCCGUUCUCCCUCAGUGCGAUCCCGAACAAGAGAUCUCUCAAAAGAGAUUCUCGGGCAAAACCCUGGAACCUUUUGGGAAAUGACAACUAGUAGCCUGAUCUAAGACUUUGGAUAUAGCAAAUUUUUCAGUUUUAAAGAAAAGCGUUUUCUUUUUGGAAAAUGUUAUCAUGAUGAUCUCUUUUCUGUACACGUUGAAUCAUAUUUUUAAUUUUGUAAAGAACCAUAGCGUUUACUGAUUAAAGCCUUAUGAUUGCAUUCAUAUACAACAACACAGUGAGAAUUUUCAUCUGGCUUUAUUUGCACAAAUGUGAGAAUCAACACUUACUCAACACUGCAGUGUGACUGGAUUGUUACAGCUAACAUCUGGCUCCAUCUGAACAACAGGAGAUUGUUCGUGGAUCCUUUGUUUCUUUUUUUUUUGUUAAUAUUUUCUGAAAAAACCUUAACUAUGCUAUCUCUUAGUUAUCCAUAAGUGAAAGAAAUGUCCACUUCAGGUCUAUGUGUUCAUUCACUUCACUUAAAUGCAUAAUGUGAAUUUUCAACUCCAGUUGCAACAUUCCCAGUUCAUAUGGAUGCCUCUUGGUUUUCAUGCUGCCGAGAGCAAAGCUGCAUUUGCAUCUAUACUAUGACUCAGCCAUGUCUAAAUUUAGCUUGGAGCUGUGUGAAUGCACUGUAAGAAGCCUCAUCUGUACCUGUAACUGUUUGUUAGUUGAACUCUUUCCAUAUUGACUACAGAUCAUGCAAAUCCCUGUUUUGUUUUUUUCACUGGAUGGCGUCUAAACAUGCAAUACCUUUUGAAAACAUGGAAGAGGAGCUCGUAACCAUUGGUUUUGUUUGAUGGCAACUCCUUAACACGCUAAGUGCACCCCCUCUGGAUACCUCAAACAUCUCAAUGAUGCUUACCCACCUACAGGGAAGGGGCACUCCCUGCUUCCCUCUAGGGAGUGUCUCAUAUUAAAGCCACCAUUUUGUAAAAACAUGACUUGAUGCCAUAGAAACGGCCCCGCUUAUUCUCUCCCCCUCACUUUCUUUAUCUAGGUGUGUUUAUUUUCCUUAUCAUGUUGUCUCAGGCUGCGUUUUUGACACGAGCACAGUUUUGUUUUUGUGGGCCAUUUCCUCAUCCAUCAAACACAACUCGCCGCAGGACACCUCUAACACCCCCUGUAUGGUAAAGUGGAGCUCAGGUCAGGCUGGGCGGAGGUGGUGAGUGCGAUCACAAGACAUGCUCGCAGCUGAGAACGGUGGCUCUCGCCGGCACCCAGUGGAAUUUUACACACUACACCUACACCUGCAGCAGUGGAGGCCGGGAAUCUGACACACUACACCUAUACCUGCAGGGGCCCAAAGGCUACACACAGAGCAGUGGAAUUUUACACUGAAGCACUUCCAACCCAUGUAUGCUCAUGUUUCAGCCCUUCUGGUUUGGAAGAAACUGUUCUGCAGUCUCGCUGAUGGAGUUCAUGACCCCAAAAAACAUUUGUAAAGUGCCUUUAUCCUGAUCAUUUUUUUCCAUUUGUGUCCAUUUUUGCAUUGAUUGUUUUCUGCAGUCAACAGCAUUGUAUUAUGUUUCCUUUCAAGAAAUAGUUUGGGGAUUACAGCUAUUAACUUUCGUUUAAGUCAUGACGUCACGUCUGAUCUUGCCUCUGCUCUACAAGUUUCUCAAGCCCUAAUUGCUAGUGGUGAUGCCAGAGUUUGUUUGAGAGACCCAUACAGAACAUAGUUGUCGUGAAACUAAAAACAAAAAGAAGAACAAAGGGGGAAGGCAGCAUAUAUGGCCUAAGUCACUCAUCACAGUGAAGUGAUUGCACCUGAGGAAGGAGGGGUCCCUUUCCUUUGCUCUCUGCUCUGCUUCAGGUGUUAUCAUGUAAUCUGAUGGUACAUCUUGUUCCCUUGUAUUCAGUCUUUAAGCAAAAUGUACCAACUGCUGGCCGUAGCCAAAUAUGAAAGUAGUACUUAUCUUUACAUCAAUUAAGCACAUUCCUGUUUAAAUACUACUUUUAACUAAACUGAAGUUUUACUCAUAGCAACAAAACAAGCAUUAAUCUUUUGAAGGGUGGAGGUGUGGUCCUUUUGAAACCACACACAAUAUUUAGUAAUUUUAUAAUUUUUCCUAAUAUGUUUUUGUCAUAAUACAUUUUAUGAUUUUUGACAAUGUUUACAAAUGUUUAAGAUGCUAAACGGUCAGUCCUGUGAUAAUUUACUGGCAAAGCACGACAUACAUAAUGUUUAUGUGCAUCGUUUAAAAA